Plasmodium gonderi is the source of this 1101-nucleotide messenger RNA. RefSeq names its product Plasmodium exported protein, unknown function. The record is from RefSeq and is a predicted model, not a curated record. NCBI's taxonomy places the organism in Eukaryota, Apicomplexa, Aconoidasida, Haemosporida, Plasmodiidae. The transcript has 2 exons. The coding region runs from base 1 to 1101 and encodes 366 amino acids.
AUGCCUAAAAAAAUAAAUAAAACUCUUUUUUUAACAACUUUUCUGCUCUCACUUAUAUUAUGGAUACCCAAUUACUCGAAUAAGUUAAAUAUCUUUGGAAAAUCUUUUGAAAACAUAUCAAACUCAAAUAAUUCCCUAAAUGCAAGAACUAGCAGAUCCUUAAGGGGAGAAACCCAUGUAAAGAAAUCAAACAGACGUACAUACGCAAAAAAUAUAUAUAGUGAUGACGACAAUAGUUCUUUUGACAAACCAUUAAAUGAAUUAAAACACGACAUAUCAUUUCGAAACAAGCACAACUCGGGAAGACAAUAUAAAAACAGUGAAGGAAAGCUAGAUUCCUUGAACGAUUAUAACAAUUUUAGAAAUGGUGUUGAUAAAUUCAAUUAUGAUAAUGAUGAUGAUUAUUAUUAUAACAGUUCAUAUGCUCCAAAGAAAUAUAGAAAUGAGUUAAAAAAUACAUCUAAUUCAUUCUACUAUGAUGAUGCUUACGAAAGAAAUGCUCAGCGCAAUUCUUUUUACCAUGAUGGAAAGGAUGUCUCUAAUGAUUACGAAAAAUCACAUGAAACAAAAGAAAGCUAUCGUAAUCUAAAAAUAUCUAACAAAAAAAAGAAAAAUAAUAAGGAAAAUAAAAAAUCUUUUGGCUCAAUAAAAAAUGAUCACUAUAACGAAUUAGGAUACGUGUCAAAUGAACAAGAAUCCCUUGAAGCUAUGGUUGCUUUGGCUUCUUCACAGGAAAAACCUAAAUCGGGGUUUAAAGAAUUAUUAAAAAAGUAUGAUCAAAUGUUUGAUGUAGAAUGUUUACGUGCAAUAAAAAGUAAAGCCAUUAGUGAAAGUUCAGAUUUUAAAUAUAAAAAUGCAAAAGGGAAAUUAUCACUUAUUACAAGAAGACUUAUGAUAUAUACACCACCAUUAGUGAACCUACUAUUUAUCAUAUUAUUAUUGAUGAUUACACAAAAUGCUCAAGCCUUUUCUUUUUUUUCCAUGAUAUUCUUAAUUCUUAUGACGUACUAUGGCUACAAAUUUUCUAAAGCUAAAAAAAUUACUAAAACAUUCCAAAAUUUUAUUAGUAAAUAUAAAUUUGAUGUAAAAGCAGAAUUCUAA